CAAGAAUAGGUGUUAUAUCACAAUCUGUAUAUAGUAACUUCUAAUUGUUAGGACACUUGUUCACACCUAAAACACGUUUUGUUUUCAGUUUGUGUUUGCAUUCAAUAGAAGCGUGCGUUGGUCUUAAUUUUUAUCAUGACUGAUAUGAAAUAUGGAUCAGAUAAUUGCAAAUAUUUUGUAUUGAGAUAGCUCGAGUGUGUUACAAGAGAGUAGGUACUCUCUUUGUCACGUGAAAAUGUCGAGGAAAAGGACCAGAUUUUCACCAUUUUUGAAACAGACCAUCACCACCUUUUUGACUUCAGAAAAUUUUAUGAGAUUCCCAUUGGAAAUCUCGCCUAACUUGAGAUUCAACUCAAGCCAAAGACUUAAUAAUCCUGGACAAUCAUUGCUGUUGCAGUGUUUCGUGACAUCAGCAGUGGGCAUCAACCUGAUCGGGCAUGGGGCUGUGGUGGGCUUCGCUGCAGUCCUGCUGCCGCAGCUGUCCGACCCUCACUCCGACAUACAUACCAGUAAAACUGCUAACUCUUGGAUUGGUAAGAUGUUCUUGCAUGUUCCAGCAUCGGUAAUCGGUAUAACCCUGCUGAUAGGCAGCUUUCUAGCUUCUCCUAUAAUGGGCCGGUAUGGGCGGAAGGUGGCACACUAUACGAUCAGUGUGACAGCACUGGUAGGCUGGUUGACUACCAUCCUGGCUGAUAGUGUCGAGGUGAUCCUUAUUGGAAGAAUCAUUGGCGGGUUAUCAUUUGGCAUGAUGCUGCCACUUCGAUCUAUCCUUAUCGGCGAGUACACCAGCCCGAAAAACAGAGGUGCCUUCCUCACCACUAUAUCUCUUACCCAGGGGUGCGGUAUAUUCUUCGUGCACCUUGUUGGUUCACUCCUCAGUUGGAGACGAACUGCUCUGGUGUGUCUUUUUCUCCCCUUUGUCAGCCUCAUCAUGACACUUUUCACUCCUGAGUCUCCAAGCUGGUUAGUCUCUAAGGGAAGAUACAAUGAGUGCAGAGGAGUAUUUCAUUGGCUUAGAGGUGAUGAAGAAGAAACAGAAUUAGAAGCAAUGAUUGAAGCGAGGGUCAACUUCGAAAAGACCAUGAGGAAUCAAAAGAAAUUAGAUAUUAUAAAGACUGUUCAGAAGCAAGAGUUUUACAAACCAAUCAUACUGAUGGUCCACGUGUACGCCAUGGGACAGCUAUCGGGAGCAGCUACCAUUGCUGCAUACGGCACUACUGUCAUCGAGCUGGUGAUGCACCCUGGGGUCAACUCUAGUGCUUGGAUGAUAGGCCUGGAUAGCCAAAGAGUCAUUGUAAAUACAUUAGCUAUUUUUAUUAUAAAUUGGUUCAAGAGAAGAGCUAUGAUGUGUUCAACAGGGAUACUUUGUGUAGCGAGCCAUUUGGCGAUAGUUGCUUAUGUAUAUUUGAAAGACCAGGACGUUUUAAGCUCUGAGGCUAUUUGGAUCCCGGGUAUACUGCUCAAUAUUCAGUUCUUCUCAGUUUCUUUAGGUAUGGUGCCUCUGCCUAGCGUGAUAGCUGGGGAGGUGUUUCCUCUGGAGUACAGAAGCCUAGCUGGGAGUAUAAGCCAAGCCUCUGUAGCUGGCACUAUGUUUUUAGUGCUCAAAACCUUCCCAGGCCUUGUAGAUAGUAUUGGAAUAACGGGCACCUACUUGGUGUAUGCUGGGUUGCUGACUUACUGUCUCUUUGUGAUAAUGUUUUUGAUGCCAGAAACUAAAGGGAGGACUCUGCAGGAGAUUGAAGAUGGGUACAGAGGAGGAGUCGUGGUUGAGGAAGAAAUGAGGUCAUUAAAGAGUAAUGGGGAGAAUGGAAAGGUUGUGUCUACAGGAACCAAAACUUAAUUUAAUUUAUUUUAAGAAAUGUGUCUAAAUGUAGGUAAUAAAGUAUUUAAGGAUGAG
Spodoptera littoralis (African cotton leafworm) is the source of this 1897-nucleotide messenger RNA. NCBI's taxonomy places the organism in Eukaryota, Metazoa, Arthropoda, Insecta, Lepidoptera, Noctuidae. The record is from the annotation of a GenBank genome assembly.